Messenger RNA from Astrephomene gubernaculifera, 1808 nucleotides. NCBI's taxonomy places the organism in Eukaryota, Viridiplantae, Chlorophyta, Chlorophyceae, Chlamydomonadales, Astrephomenaceae. The record is from the annotation of a GenBank genome assembly.
GGGUUGUCGAUAUCGUUGGGGUCGUAUACGUGUUGGUACUUUCGCAGGCGACUGCAGGCACCACAAAAAGCCCUAACUGCCCACGCAUCUGACAAAUGGUCUCUUACGUCGCUUUCGUGCCAGACGACGUGCUGCUCACUGCCGUCCUUGAACGAGUGGAGUGCCCCAGGUCGCUAUGCGCGCUCUCUGGAGCUUCCAGGAGGUUUCGCCAACUCUCGGGUUGCGAAACCUUGUGGACGACCCUUUGGACCGCCCGAUGGGGUGAACCGGUGAACCUUACCCGCCGCGCGGCUACCCUCGCCGGCGGAUUUAAGAGGCUGUAUGGGAGCAAGGCGACUACCGACAAGACCAGCGUGCCGUGGACCAAGCCGUGCCCCGAGGAGCUGCAAGCAAGCGUGGAGAAGCUCACCAGGCGCAUUUGCGGAGACGCACAGCAAGUCAGCGUUGUUUUCCUGGUGGAUGGCAGCGGCUCCGUCAAUGGCGAUGAGUUUGAGGCCAUGCUUGGUUUCAUCGUGGACGCCAGCACACAGAUCAAGGGCAGCGUAGCCCACGGCCAGGUGUCGGUGGUCCAGUUCAGCAACGACGUGCGCGUGGAGGCUCCGCUGGCGCCCGUGGACCUGGAGGCGCUGCGCAGGACCACACACGACAUGGUCCGCAUGAACGGCGGCACCAACGUGGCGGCCGCGCUGCAGAAGGCGGGCCAGCUGCUCAAGCGCGACGCGGCGCCCGACGCCAUGCGCCACGUGGUGCUGCUCACGGACGGACGGGUGGACUCACACCAGGCGCAUGAGGUAGCCGACCAGCUGGCGGACGAGCAGCGCCACGUGUCGCUGUUCGCGUACGGCGUGGGUCGCGGAGUGGACCGAGCGGAGCUGCUGCACAUCAUCGGGGGGCCGCCCACCUGCACCUGCAUGCGGCCCGCAACCACCACCACCGGAACCACCACCGCCAUGAGCGCUACCCCUGCAGGGGCGGCGGCGGAGGGGGAGGAAGAGGAGGAGGAGGUGGUGGAGGGUGGUGGCAGCAGCAGCGGCGGCGGGAAGCGGGGUGCGGGGGACGGACCCAUGGGUCUGAGCGCCUGGGGGGAGCCGCCGGAGGACAGGUACCUAGCCCUGUGCGUCCGCGAGGACGGGCCCUGGUAGCGGGCUGGUGGGCCGGCAGGGGGGGCAGGGAAGGCAAGCAGGUUGUGCUGGCUGGGAAAGGCAGGGGGAGGGGUGUGUGGCUGAACAUCUUGAACACUCGGGGAGCAAGGAGCGUUUGUCGCGGGAUGCGCGCCGCCAUCCGUACAUGCACACAUACAGGCCCCGCCCCAGAGAGAAGGGUGUGGAGACGUGCAUGUGUGUAGGGAAGAAGGAGAAGAAGCGCAGGGGUGCAAGAUGUACCGGUAUUGUGGAGAUGGAUGCAGGCAAGCAGGCAGGUGGGCUCACGUAGAGGGCUCUGUUGUACACGUAUUCCAAAUGUAUCAUUAGCAACCUGUAUUCCCCUUUUCCUGCUAUGUAGCUGCAAAACAUAUGUGUUUUUGUGGCGUGCAAUAUAUGGCUAUAUUGCAUGGAUGGCAUAAGCAGUUUUGUAUCAGUCCUUGUUGAGUUGUUGUACAUUUUUUGCUUGGGUUGUUGUACCGGUUAGUUUUUCGUUAGCUGCUAGGUUGUUAGGUAGGCGGGUAGGAUAGCAGCAUGCAUUGUAAGCGUCCCGCCGUUUGUAUAUUUGUGGGGUCCAACCUCCACCAGCAGAAACAUAACAGGGUCCUGUGGGGUUGACGGUUUUUCCUGAGUUAUCCCGGCUUUCCCUGCCACUAGUGCAACUACGGU